Messenger RNA from Botrytis porri, 876 nucleotides. RefSeq lists its product as uncharacterized. The transcript has 2 exons. Lineage: Eukaryota; Fungi; Ascomycota; Leotiomycetes; Helotiales; Sclerotiniaceae. The record is from RefSeq and is a predicted model, not a curated record. The coding region runs from base 1 to 876 and encodes 291 amino acids.
AUGCCUGGCAAUAGUAAUGUUGAAAGAUUGCUGGACAACAUCAAGAGCGAUGAUGGUCGGUCUACACUGCGGGGAGAAGACGACCAAUACGGAUACACAGGCCCAAGAAAUGAAUCUGUCGAUCCAAGCUUUAGAAACAAACCUCAAGCUUCAACCAUCGAACCUGCUCCCAUAUAUCGAGCCAAGCCGCAUGAGUAUAAAAAGAGCUCACGAAAUGUACCUCCACCUCGACAUGAAAACUUCGACCGUAGAUCGAUUGGUGAUUCACGAUCUGGAGUCAACCCUCGAAGUAAUAAUCAAGGUCCACGCUCGCUUCAACAGCUACCCGUUAGUAAUAACUCGCCUCGUAUCCCAUAUUACGAAACCGCGCCUCAAUCAGCUUUUCCACGCCCAUACUCAUCUACUUUGCGUAACAGAUUUACCUCACACUCCGUUUCACGUCUUCAAAUCAGAUCCCCAGAGAUAGCUCCUGUUUCACAUCCAGAUACUUUCUCAGUCGCUAGACCUCAACGAGUCCCUGUCGGCGUCGCUUCAUACCGAGACACUUAUGUUAUUCCCACUUUAAAUCACACGGUGCAGGAAUCAUCCGGAUUAUCCGCAGAUAAUCCACGGAUACAGAUAAUUUAUGCGCAGCCUACUCGCGAAGGAUUAGUCCAAAGAACCAUAGCCCAAGAAACCCGAAGAGCUGGAUUUAGAACAGCUGAGGAGAAUGAUGCGUAUGGAAGAUACUUGAGAAGUGGAGGCCAAUUAGACAGCAUUGGAUCUGGAACGGGUAAUUUUUCGAGAAUGGGCAUGCCAUACGAUAAACCUGCAAGGGAAACGUGGGCAAGAGAUAUGUGGGCAAGUGAAAUGCUAAAGCAAAAUGGUUUAGAAUGA